Molecule: messenger RNA, 2462 nt
Organism: Globicephala melas (long-finned pilot whale)
Lineage: Eukaryota; Metazoa; Chordata; Mammalia; Artiodactyla; Delphinidae
Gene: C11H6orf89
Product: chromosome 11 C6orf89 homolog
Cellular component (GO): nucleolus; Golgi membrane
Source: RefSeq, a predicted model, not a curated record
GCUGCCUCGCCUUUGGCGUAGGAGUUGCUUCCGGGUUGCGCGCCCGGAAGCAGGAAGUUGUCGGCCUAUACUCCACGCCCGGCAGUUUAGUGUCCCCGAGGCGGGAGGAGCCCGAGGGGGCGCGGGCCCCGCAUGUAUAAGCCACUGUUAAGAGUCAAGCUCGCUCAUCGGAACUUCCCUCUGUGGCAAAGCUCAUUUCUGCCAGAGUUGGACCUUCUUUCUGGAGGAAUCAUUGUAGUCGAUCACUUUCCAGUUUUCAGCCACUCAUUUGUGAUAAUCAAGGGACACGGUGUUGUGGUUUCGGAACUGCCUGCUCAGAAUAGGAACAUACUUGGGAUUUUGUAUUAGAAGACAUGGAUCUUGCUGCUAAUGAGCUCAGCAUUUAUGACAAACUUUCAGAGACUGUUGAUUUGGUAAGACAGACGGGCCAUCAGUGUGGCAUGUCAGAGAAAGCAAUUGAAAAAUUUAUCAGACAGCUACUGGAAAAGAAUGAACCUCAGAGGGGGCCACCCCAGUAUCCCCUCCUUCUAGCUGUGUACAAGGUCGUCGUAACCCUGGGAUUAAUCUUGCUCACUGCCUACUUUGUGAUUCAACCUUUCAGCCCAUUACCACCUGAACCAGUGCUUUCUGGAGCUCAUACCUGGCGCUCACUCAUCCAUCACAUCCGGCUGAUGUCUUUGCCCAUUACCAAGAAGUAUAUGCCAGAAAAUAAGGGAGUUCCUCUGCAUGGGGGUGAUGCAGACCGACCCUUUCCAGACUUUGACCCCUGGUGGACCAAUGAGUGUGAGCAGAAUGAGUCGGACCCCAUCCCUGCCAACUGCACCGGCUGUGCCCAGAAAUUACCCCUCAAGGUGAUGCUCCUGGAAGACACCCCAAGGAAAUUUGAGAGACUCCAUCCUCUGGUGAUCAAGACCGGACAACCCCUGUCAUCUGAGGGGCUUCAGCGCUUUUUGUGCCAGUACCCUGAGGUUGCAGAAGGCUUCACCGAAGGGUUUUUCACCAAGUGGUGGCGCUGCUUUCCUGAACGGUGGUUCCCGUUUCCUUACCCAUGGAGAAGACCUCUGAACAGAUCACACCUUUUACGUGAGCUUUUUCCUGUGUUCACCUACCUGCCGUUUCCAAAAGAAGCCUCCUUGAAAAAGUGCUUCUUUCUUCAACCAGAACCUAUUGUGGGGAGUAAGAUGCAUAGGAUGCAUGACCUGUUUACCAUUGGCAGCGGCGAGGCCAUGUUGCAACUCAUCCCUCCCUUCCAGUGCCGAAGACAUUGCCAGUCCAUGGCGAUGCCACUAGAGCCAGGGGAUAUUGGCUAUGCUGGCGCCACCCACUGGAAGGUCUACAUUAUAGCCAGAGGGGUCCAGCCUUUGGUCAUUUGUGAUGGAACCACCCUCUCAGAACUGUAGGAAACAGAACUAAAGGAACAGGUUUGAGAGCUGAAGACCGGAUCGAAAGGGGGAAAAUAAAAACAAAAAACGAUGAAACCACUUUCCAGGGGUUGGUUGCCUGCCCUGUGCAUGCGUGUGUGAGCCAGUUGUGUGCUGGAAGCAAAGGCCAGAGCCCAGCCCUCCCAACUCUUCCAGCCCAGUUGCUUGGCCAGGACCUUGCCAAUACCCAUCUGUGAGAGACUGGCCUCUUCCAGGCCUUUUGGCACCAAAGCCUUGAGGCUGCCCUUCAGGCAGGGAGCACGGUUGAUACCUUCCCUCACUUGCAUGACAUGAUCCCCUCUGCUGGCUCCCUGGCCACGAGAGGGCAGUCACCAGGUCCUGACUUUAGAGCCAUCCUCUACCAGGUGGGCCUGCCUGUCCUCUCUUCCUGGUCACACCACCCUGUACUUUUUUUGGAAAGCCAUGGAUGAUUAAAGAAGUCAUUGCAGUUUCCCAAGCAGAAUGGAAUCUAGAACCAGUGAAAAAGGAUCAAAUAACCUCAAACUGCACUCAAGAAGUGCACUUCUUUCCCAGUGUCCAUGGCUCUUGGAGUAUCAGCGAUGCCAGGUCGGAGUCUGAUUGUAAUUGAAAUGGUAAUUCCUAAGGUAGUUCUUGUCUCCAUUCUAUCAGUUCUUAUGCCUCUCCCCUCCCUCCCCUUCUCCCUUGCCUAUCUGGAUGGCUUCUCAGAAGUUGGGCUCCUGGUCUCCCUCCCUUGGAUGGGCCAGCGCCCUCUACUGCUGAGGCAGCACUGCUCUUGUCAACUAUGUUGCUUUUACCAACUGUCUUCGGAGGGGGAGAGGGUGCCUCCCCGGGUUUGAUCUUUAGGGUCCAACUUUCUGUAGGAAAGAUGUUUUACAGACGUGUCAAGCUGAUGUUGUAAUGUGGUUGGGGAAGGAACUCCAGACCCAGAGUCUUGGCCAGCUGGGCGUACGACUGUGUGACCCUCUGUCUUGAAAUGAUUUCUCUCUCUGUACUGGGAGCCAAGGUGAGGUGUUUUUAUUUUUUGUGAAAUUAUAAAAUCAUGUUCUUUUUUUUUUUUUU